AUGAACGUGGCGACCCUAGUUCCUCUCCUCCUUUUGUGCCUCUUGGGCCUCAUCAGUGGGGUGUCGGCCCAGAGUGCAUGGACGGCCGACCAGGCCACAGAGCAGACCAAGUUGAACAACGCCAGGACCGCCUGGCAGAGAAGUGCCAUCAACUACUAUGAUUACUUGUGGUCUGAGGAAUACAGUGGUGUUAACCCAGCGGUCUAUCCAUACCGUGUUGUGGUGGAAGUUAGCACUGUCCAGGCUGUGAAUAAACAAGGACAACUUGUCACUACAGCCAGGACCGUGCCCCAGAUCUUAGAUCAGAUCCAGAGUUACCUUUCGGAUGCCAGCUUGAGGGUGUAUUGCACCUAUGAUGCCAACUAUGGAUACCCCACCAUGUACCAGUUCUCCAAUACUGCAGGUGGAAAUGUUAGCACUCGCCGCAUCAGCGCUUUUGGCAUCAACUCAGGAAACAGGCUUUCGGCAUACAACACCAACAAGGCUCUCUGGCAGGCUAAACGAUGGUACAACUAUGACUACAGCUACAAGGACUGGAGUCCAUCCUACGCAAGUGCGGCCUGGCCGUUGGCUGUCCAGAUUCGCAACACUCAAUAUGCGAGUUCCCAGGACCACAACAACAACCAGGUCAAUUGGCUAACUUCCAAUACCGUUGACCAGUACUUUGACAUGAUCAAGCGCCAGAUCGAUGCUAAUGUACCCUAUUUGGAAGUCAAUUAUGCACCUACUGACGGAUAUCCCACAGAGAUUUUCUUUAUUCAGAGUGGAAGUUCCACAAUCUGGCACUAUAAUAUUUACACCUGCUAUCCUGCGUAA
Molecule: messenger RNA, 816 nt
Organism: Seminavis robusta
Lineage: Eukaryota; Bacillariophyta; Bacillariophyceae; Naviculales; Naviculaceae
Source: the annotation of a GenBank genome assembly